UGUCAGGAUAGGGUUGAAUGAGUGGGAGUCAACAAACAAAAUUUCCUAGUAUUUCCUUUUUGUCACCAAAGAAUUGUCCUGUGCCGCAGGACGAUUGUCUUUUUAUGUCUUGUUUUUUCAAUUUUUAAAAAUGAGUGAUCUCUUCAAAUCAGCAUUCGAUUAUUUCAGUGGACCGACUAAUAAUGUACAUAGUGAAAACAGUUUUGUGGGACAACUUAUUGAAAUAUCGAAUGUUAAACUGAAAAUUAAAAAAGUUAUUGCUGAAGGAGGAUUUGCAGUUGUUUUUGUUGCACAAGAUAUUUCUACAGAUAGAGAAUAUGCAUUGAAGAGAUUAUUAGCCGCUGAUGAGGAAAGUAAAAAGAAUAUCAUACAAGAAAUCAAUGUUCUCAAGAAACUUGCUGGUCAUCCCCAUAUAAUUCAAUAUCUAACUGCUUCUCUCAUUGACAAAUCACAAACUCAACAUGGUCAAACAGAAUUCUUAGUUGUGACUGAAUUAUGCACAGGUGGUUCUUUGGUAGACAUCCUAAAAGCUAGAAUUUCCGCUUUCGAUCUGGAAACGAUAACAAAAAUAUUCUAUCAGACAUGUUUAGCCGUAGCUCAUAUGCAUUCUCAACAGCCUAAAAUCAUUCAUAGGGACCUAAAAAUAGAUAAUCUACUGUUGAGUGCUGAUGGUUUAAUAAAAUUAUGCGACUUUGGAUCUGCCACAUGUGAAAUCUUCAAUCCAGAUCUCAACUGGUCUGCCAAUCAACAUUCUAGUCUCGAAGAAAACCUUGCAAGAUUCACCACUCCCAUGUAUAGGGCUCCAGAAAUGGUCGAUACUUGGAGUAACUUUACUGUAGGGCCCGCUGUAGACGUCUGGGCUCUUGGUUGUAUUUUGUAUACUCUUUGCUUCAUGAGACAUCCAUUUGAAGAUGCGGCCAAACUGAGAAUUUUAAAUGCCAAUUAUACUAUUCCUCCAGAUCCAAAAUAUUCUUGUUUCCAUGACAUAAUUCGUGGAAGCUUUAAAGCCAAUCCUUCGGAACGGUUCACAAUCAGUGAUUUAUUGGAACGUGUAGCAGCAAUAGCAGAAACUAAUGGUUUCAAUCCAAAAACUCCUUUGAAAAUCCCUAGUGUUAACAUUGUUGCGGAUGAUACCAGUGAGAGUAGUAAUGGUGUGAAGCCAUCACCCCCUUCUAGGCCUGCUGCGCCAAUACAGCGAAAAGCCGUGAAGACUUCGCCUAGUCAUCAACCGCCCAGACCAACGCAACCUCCUGUCCCUCAAAGGCCAAAUGGACCACCUGUAGAUAGGCCUCCUCCUGCGAUACCUCCUCAGAAACCCAUGGACACCAAACAGUCCAGUCUUUUUUCCUCGAUUAGAGGAGGAGCUGGCAGUUUCUUCAAAAACUUGAAAGACACCAGCACCAAAGUGAUGGCAACAGUACAACAGUCGAUGGGUCGAACAGAUCUGGAUAUUAGUUAUAUAACUUCGAGAAUAUUGGUAAUGCCAUAUCCUUCCGAAGGCUUAGAAUCAGCAUAUCGAACUAACUACGUUGAAGAUGUCAAAUUGUUUUUGGACACCAGACAUCCCAACAAUAAAUAUUCUAUAUAUAAUCUAUCAGGCCGUACUUAUCACGCAAAGUUCGAGAACACUAGAGUAAUAAACUGCAAGUUCGCCUACCCCGAGCAUUUCAGGGCCCCUUUAUUGAAUUCGUUAUAUCAGUUGUCCGAAGAUAUUUACCAAUAUUUAGCAGGCGACAGUAGGAACGUUGUUGUGAUUCAUUGCACAGAUGGGAAAGCGGUGUCUGCUUCUUUGGUGUGCGGUCUUUUGAUCUACUCUGGUGUCUGCGAGGUUCCCGAAGAUGCCUUGCAAAUGUUCGCUGUGAAAAGAAUGCCUCCGAAUCUCCAACCGUCUAAUCUCAGAUAUUUGUAUUAUCUAUCAGAAAUCGUGAAAAACCCACCAAAUUAUCCUCAUUACAAACCUGUUACCUUGAUAUCUCUGCAAAUGCAUCCUGUACCCGCUUUCACCAAAGUUAGAGAUGGGUGCAGGCCUUAUGUCGAAAUACACAGCGAGAAUAGGUGUAUCUUUUCGACCAUUCAAGAUUACGAACAGAUGAGGGUGUAUAAUAUCACGGAAGGAAAGUGUCUUUUAAACAUCAACGCUACCGUCUGUGGAGAUGUAUGUGUUGUAGUGUAUCACGCAAGAAAUGUCUUAGGAGGUGUUAUGACUCAGGGCAAAGCCACCGGUAUCAAAAUUUGCCAGAUGCAGUUCCACACCGGGUUCAUACCGGAAGAAGAAACAACCAUAACAUUCACAAAAUCUGACCUUGAUGAUAUCAACGACACAACGGAUCAUUUCCAAGAAUCGUUCAAGGUGGUGCUCAGCAUUUUCGUUGCCGAUACGGAGAGGAAGCUGUCUCAACCUGCACCUUGGAUCACGGAUAAAACAGCACGAACCCCAGACACCAUGUUCAGUACAAAAUUGGAGAAAGACGAGGCCAUAGACAAUUUCGUUAGCAAACCGGCCAAACUAUCAGAACGACCCCCAGAAAGGCCUCCUAGAGUUUCCGCGCCUCAGAGGCCUGCUCCUCCUUCUCCGAGACCCAAACAUGUGAUCAACGAUUACUCGUACAAAGAUUCCAGCGAUUCGGACUGUGAAUCAAAUCAACCGUUACAGAGAGAGGAGAGGAGUAUAGAGGAGAGCGUGGAUCUCCUCAAUCUGAAUUUCACGCCUCCCAAACCAGCAAGGCCACCGCAAAGACCUCCCACUUCAAGUUUCGACCUCUUGGCAGAUCUAAGCGGAAGCACCAAUUCGGACAACAGUUUCGGUGAUUUCAGCUCUUGUCCCAUUCCAAAAGAACCGCCCACUGUAGCUUCUGGUGGGGGUCAGGCUAAAGUAGAUAACUUGUUCGACCCCUUCGGGACUCAAGCUGAUAACGGGAAUCUAUUGGGAGGCUGGACCGAUUUUCCCAAGGCACCUGUUAAUAAUUCUGCGAAUCCUGUUGAAACAGGAACUAACAAUUUCUUCGCAGGAUUAGAUGACAUUGGUGACAUGUACAAGAAUCAACCGCAAGGCUCCCAAAUGAACCAACCGUUCAUGGCUACCUCUCCACAGCAUAUACCUCACUCCAAGUCCCAACAAAUCCCAGUGAAUGCUUCUAUGCCUACCCCUCUGCGCACUCCUAGUCCGGGUCAUACUCCAUUGGCCAAGUCCCCAGCCGACUCCAGACCUGACUACAGUAGAUCUCACUUCGAGCCACUCAACAAAACGGGCAUCCCAAAUGGGGAGAAGACAAAGCCGAAAUCCGAAGAUAUCUUCGGGGACCUGCUGGGAUCCCAAGGCUUCAAGUUCAAUCCCAAAAAGGACAACACUCCUAGGUCUAUAAACGAGAUGAGAAAAGAGGAAUUGGCCACAACUAUGGAUCCGGAGAAGCUCAAAGUGAUGGAAUGGACUGAAGGGAAGAAGGGGAAUAUAAGGGCCUUGUUGUGUUCUCUACACACAGUAUUAUGGGACGGUGCAAAAUGGAAUAAGUGUGAUAUGCAUCAGUUGGUGACUGCUGCAGACGUUAAGAAGGCUUAUAGGAGGGCUUGCUUGGCUGCUCAUCCAGACAAGCAAAUUGGUACGGAAAAUGAGAAUCUGGCAAAAUUGAUCUUCAUGGAACUGAACAACUCAUGGAGUGAUUUUGAGAGCAGUGGAUCACAGCAACAACUCUUUGGUAGUUGAAAAGACUAACCUUCCAAUUAGAAAAAUCUCUUACAUUCCUCUCUCAUUAUCCCGAGAUUGUUACUUGAUUCGAUAUUAAUGCUAUUAAUAAGAAGAAAAAAAAAUAGAUUUAUUUUAAAUUAUUAAACUAAAUAUAGAAAAGCAAUUGAAUAUCAUGCAAACUUUUAGAUUAUGAAGAAUUUUUGAAAGACUUUUAAAUCCAGUUGGUUUAUUCAUAUUUUGAAAUUUUAUUCACGUUUUGUAUAGAUAUAUUUUUAUAUACGAAUAUGUUGCAGGAAAAAUAUUUGGCAUUGGCUUAUGUUUUUCUUGAGGAUUAAUGACAAAAUGUCCUGCCAUUUAGUUCCUUUAUAUUUAUUUUCAUUAUUCGAAGGCUAAGUGCAACUUUGAUUUCCUCCAAGAUUUUCAAAGUUAUAACUUUUUUGUUGAAGUGUUGAUUGAAGAAAUAUGUGUCACAAUAAAGUUAUGAAAUUUGA
Molecule: messenger RNA, 4173 nt
Organism: Harmonia axyridis
Lineage: Eukaryota; Metazoa; Arthropoda; Insecta; Coleoptera; Coccinellidae
Product: cyclin-G-associated kinase
Exons: 17
Coding region: 131-3700 (1189 amino acids)
Biological process (GO): protein phosphorylation; positive regulation of Notch signaling pathway; regulation of clathrin-dependent endocytosis
Cellular component (GO): cytoplasm
Molecular function (GO): ATP binding; protein serine/threonine kinase activity; AP-2 adaptor complex binding
Source: RefSeq, a predicted model, not a curated record